AGUCUUGAAGGGCAGUGAAAUAAUCAAGAGUCAGGGAAGGCCUCGUUAGCCUGGAAACUAGAAGGGCAAUUAAAAGUUGAGACGAAAAGUUUUCAGAAUGUUUAUCCUCUUGGGAACUUAGAAGAGUAGGGAGCUUGGUUGCAGAGAAGUAGCUGAGGAAGGGGGGGGGCGGAGAAUGAGUAAAGGAACAUACCAAGAGCAAGUAAUUGUCCUUUGGGGAGUCUUAGUUCUGAAAAGUUAUCUCCUAAGGCUGACCAAGUAAAACCUCCAUCCUCAGGAAAAGAGUGGACAACUUCUUCAAGGACUACUUCCUAAGAGAUGUGCUACCCCUCAUCCAAAUGAGUUCUGUGCAUGAGAUGAACACUCAGCCUCGGUGAGUCCCCCAUAGGGAAGGUUAAGAGGAGGUGGUGAGAGGAUAGACCCCAAAUCCCCAGGAGCAGCCAGGACUGGCCUGGGAUCCUCUACUGUGUUUUUCUCACUGGUUGCAGCUGGAGGCUCUUUGAUUCCUCCCACCACCUAGACAAUGCAUCUCACUAUUUUCAAGCUCCUCGAUAGAGUCCUUGGUCUUGUUCAGUCACCCAAUCAACAGUAUUAACUGAAGUGCUUAGUAUAUACAGACAUAUAUUCAAAGAAGUAAAGAGUGGAGGUCAAAGCAAUAUGGCUCUCUUUUUGGCCUUAAGACAUCUUCAUUAACUUAGAGAUAAGAAGAAGGAAUGGAGAAGAGCUGGACUUGGCAUAGGAACCAAAGGUAGACAUAGACUCCAUAUUUUCUUGAAAACAAGGAUGGUGAAGUUCUCAAUCAUCAAGAAGCAUAAUCCCUGUGGAACUAAGGCAGGUUUGGUCCCUGGUCUGAUGGAAAACUUAGUGUUAGGGGUCAUCCCACUCUAGGAAUGAUGUGGCAGUAAUUUUGAAAGAAGCUCAUGUAUCAAAGGCCACAAGUCUUUCGGCUUGACCCAAGCAGUUUUCCCAUUUUUAUUUAUAUGGCUCCUUCCCUAUUUCCUUAACCUCUGUUUUUCAAGUCAACCUGGUCCCAUUCAUUGGCAUUCCCAAAUAGUUAUUUGUGAUAUGAAUGCUUUGGUCUCCAAACCCAGCAACCAGUCAUACCUGAUUGCCUACAGUACUACUAGUUAUGCAUACUGACGGUGAUCAAAGAAUGAAGAAUUUCUUUUUCCCUUUUAUACUGCUUUAAACUAUAGCUUGUGUUUGUUCAUUUAUUUUAGAUUUUAAUGCUGGGAGAAAUCUUGCUGUUUACCUAAUUUGCUCAUUCUACAGAUGGAGAAGCUAUGGCUCAAAGAGGUAAUAACAUACAAUAAUGCCUACAUGGAUUAUUGAAACAGGUUGAAACCUGGGUCUCUUUACUACCAAUCUACAUACACAUUUACGACAUCUACUUUUUCAGGAAGCAAAUGCACAGACUGUUUCUUUGCUUCUACUUCAUUAUUUCUAUGUAUCUGGGUGGCUGUUUACAUAGUACAUCUCUACGUCUCCAGUUAUCAGACUUGAUACUCCAGCAUCCUCCGAAAAUUCUGAUAAGGUCAUGAUUAUUCUUUCCCUCUAUCCUCCUGCCAGGCUGUUCCUGGAGGGGGAGACCAGGCUGUAUUCAUCCCUAUUAUCCUAGCACCUGCACUGGACCAGGGAUAACUCAGUGCUCAGUAAAUGUUCACUAAGUUGAGCAAAGCAGAAUGAAAUUCUCUAAUUAUCUCAAAAAUCAGAGGAUGAGGCUAUCUAUUAACAAAAAUAGUUUAUAAUCAUCUGAAAAUAGCAUCAAAAAUUUGUUGGAAAAAUGUCCUUAAUUUCCUUGUUUAUAAAAUGAAAUGGGUAGAAUACAUGAUCUUUGGGCUUCCUUUCAUUUCCAACAUGUUUUAUUCUCUCAUAUAGUAACAGGGCCCUUCUGGAGGGAAUCAGGAUCCAUGUCUGUGACUCUGAAGGUGAGGAUUCUGGAUGCUACACCAACCUCUGGAUUGUAGUAGACCAGAGUUGAGUUACUUCCUCUGCUGAUACGAGGACAAGGCUCCCUGAGGCAGUACUCAGAACCCCAGCCACCAGCUACAGCACUCUGGCCCUAGGACCCAUCUCCAGCCCCGAGAAACCUAAGCCAGUUUCUAUUCUUAGCAGUCUCUGCAGUGACAGCUUCUGGCCACCACAGGGCCAGGGCUGACUGGAAGGGAAGAAACGCCUCCUCCGUUCAGCUUCUCUGCUCUCUCUCUCCAACAAUAAAAGCCCAGGCCAGUGUUCCCAGCUGGAAGGCAUCUGAAUUGGAUGAUGCUCUUCAGUUCUGUCAUAUUUGAGUCUGUGACUCCAUUCUGGUUUUCUGAACACUGACGUAUUAUUGCAUUUGUCCUUUGUUCAGCUGUCUCACUUGCUUCUCACGUUUUUUACCAAGAUCUAAUUUUUAAAAUCUUUUAUUUCUGUGGCACUGCUGAUUUUCUAAACACAAAUCCCUAAUGCUGAAAGGCAGCAUUUUGUAGAAGAUCGAUGAAAGCAUAGUGACUCAUAUGCUCAAUAAAUACUUUUAAGAAAUGAGUUAACUAAUUUACUAAUUUUUUUAAGAGCAGGAAGUAUGCCUUGAGAUUAAAUUUCUAUGAAGAAAAACUGAUGGCAUUUAAUUCCAUUUUUGUAGAGGGCUGGUCGACAUGUUGGAAGGGGGAUAACCCAGCACAAUCUUAGCUGAGAAAGGAGACGUCACUGCCUGUAAAAGGAUUCAGUGGAUUUCAGUCACUUCAUUCUCAGCAGUUACAUGUGAGUGUCAUUGGUUUCCAAAUGUUCUCUUUACAUUGUUUUGUUUAUUUAAACAUCUAAAUAAUUGCCUGCCACUUACUACAUAAAUUGCACAUUAUUGAGAAGGAAGGCAUAAUCACAUUGAUAAUUACAACUACAAAUUUAAUUAUCUAGCUAGUAACUUUAUUCUUCUCCUUCAUAGUACUUAGCACAAUUAUACCAAGUUAAUUUUUUGUAAUUACUAAUGUGUCCCUGAUUACGUUAUAAGAUGCAAGGAAGCAGGACUUGUGCUUCUGUCUUUCUGGUUGACGGACAGGUGUCUGAUGUCCAGCACAGUCGCUGCACAGAGCAGGUGUGUACCAGAUAUUGGUUUCAGGGAUUGAAGCCUCUUUUGGACUGAUGGGCACAAUGAGAAUGACGUGAGAGGAUUCCUUUCUAGGCAGUGACCUAGACUGGACCCAAGAAGAAACAUGAAGAGAAACAGAACCCAGCCUUUUAGGAACAACACUGAGGAGGCUGGGCUGCCCUCUUGGUCUCAGAUGUCUGAUUAUAACACCCUACCCACUGUUCCCCCUGCUGAAGAAUCCUUCCUGUCCUCUCUGUUCUCCGCUGUCCUUCCUUCCUUUUUCAUUUUCCAUUCUUCCUUCUUUAGUUUUUUUCUCUUUUCUUUUCUUUCUUUCUUUCUUUCAAUCAUUUUUUCUCCCUUUUCUCCAGCACUGUUUUCCCCCUAUUUUUCCUUCUGCCUUGAUAGCAUAUCUCCUCUAUAACUGUAACUGUGCUGGAUCUUAGACAUAAAAGUUGACCAGAAUAGGGACUUUAUCCUUGAGAAUUCCACAAUCUAGCGUGAGGACCCUGAGGUCCCUUUCUCCAGCAUCAUCAUUGCAUUCUCCCUCAGCACCUAGGUUAAGGAACCUGAGGAGAGGUGUCCCAAUUCCAGCGCCAGUCAUAGCCCAGGACUUAACCCUAAACUCCUAAACUAAGACCAUCACUUGUCCCUUCCUGACUCUGCAUUUUCCCCAACAGCGUGACCCACUUGCUCCAUGAGGAGGGACAACCUGACCUGGUUGAGUGAGUUUGUCCUAAUGGGGCUCUCCAGUGACAGGCAGAUCCAGGCUGGACUCUUUGUCCUAUUUGGGGCUGUCUAUCUGCUGACCCUGCUGGGCAAUGGACUCAUCAUACUCCUGAUCGGGCUGGAUGCACGCCUGCACCUUCCCAUGUACUUCUUCCUCUGCAAUCUUGCAGUAGUGGACAUUGGCUGCACCUCCAGUGGGGUCCCUCAGCUGCUGGUGCACUUCUUGCUGGAGAAGAAGACCAUCUCCUUCACCCAAUGUGCAACUCAGCUCUUCUUCUCACUGGCCCUUGGGGGCACUGAGUUCCUGCUGCUGGCAGCAAUGGCCUAUGACCGUUACAUGGCAGUCUGUGACCCACUGCGUUAUGUGGCAGCGAUGGGCCUGAGGCGCUGUGUAGCACUGGCAGCAGUCUCUUGGCUUGUGGGCCUGGCUAAUUCUGCAGUGGAGACAGCGGUCACCAUGCGCCUGCCCACCUGUGGGCACUACGUGGUCAACCAUGUGUCCUGUGAGACACUGGCAUUGGUCAGGUUGGCCUGCGUGGACGUCACCCUCAACCAGCUGGUCAUAGUGGCCUCCAGCGUGGUGGUACUACUGGUGCCCUGUUGCCUGGUCUCUCUGUCCUAUGCCCACAUUGUGGCCGCCAUCCUGCGGAUCCGUACUACAGGGGGACGCCGCAAAGCCUUUGGGACCUGUGCCUCCCACCUCACUGUCGUCUCCAUGUCUUACAGGAUGGCCCUGGUUACCCACAUGCAGCCCAGCUCCACAGACUUAACUGAGCAGGACAAGAUGGUGGCGCUCUUUUAUGUUGGAGUGACUCCCAUGUUGAAUCCACUCAUCUACAGUCUGCGGAACAAGGAGAUGAAAGCUGCUCUGAGUCGAGUUCUGAUGAGGAGUUCUGAAGCAAAACUUUAGUAUGUGACUUUGUCACAAGAAGGCCUCACUCUGCAGACAGUGGGCACUGAAGCGUGCCCUCCUCCAUAAUGUCUGUACGUGCCUGUGUAUGGGUGUGUGUGCAUGUGCAUGUGUGUGUUCACUUGUGUGUAAGGGAGCAGGUGGAAGGACCACAAUCUGCACUACUAUCUUUUGAGGUAAUAGAGAAAUGAGGUUUUACCUCUGAUCUCUAUUUUUGAUCCCUGUCUUAUUCUAAAAACUGUGAAUUACAACUUAGAGAUUAUCAUCCUACAUAAAAUUAAGUGAAAAAAAUGAUUUAGUGGCAUAGAUGAAUUACAAAGGAGGAUUAAAUCAGAAGUCAGGGCAGUGCGCAAAACUUCUGCAAAGAAAGACUAUUUCCUUGCUAAAAUCUACAACUAUGUGUUUAAGCUUUUCUGCAAGCACUGAGAAAAGGGGGUAGGGGAAGCUGUAAGUUACAGAAUUCACUGUGCCCAUGGGAUCAAACAGUCUUGGGCUGGAGGGGCAAAAGUCACCCUUGUGACUCACACAUGGUCCAACUCUGCUCACUAGGGUAGGGAAUUCACAGAGAUACCUGGAGUCAAAGUCAUAGCAAUAAUGCCCACAGCCCUGAUGAGCAGGACUGGACCAUUUGUGAGUCAUGUGGACAUCACUCUGCAUGUUUCCCUCUCAGAAUUGCAGUGGUGGCAAAUGCCUUGCCAUAAAAUCAAAACUUCAGGACCCCAAACACAUAUCUUUCUACACAAUCAAGUCUAAGGAUAUCCUCUUGUGAAAACUGAGAGAUGCAUUCAGCACUCACGCUUGACUAGAGGAUCACGUCAC
Equus caballus (horse) is the source of this 5519-nucleotide messenger RNA. Lineage: Eukaryota; Metazoa; Chordata; Mammalia; Perissodactyla; Equidae. The record is from RefSeq and is a predicted model, not a curated record.